AUGCCUUCUAUCAGUGCACCUAAGAUUUUCAAUGAAUAUACUGAAGACCGAGUAUCAAUUCCACCAAAUCAAAUCAAAAAUAUCGCUAUCAUUGGUGGUGGUGCAUCGGGAGCUGUUGCACUUGAUUCACUCUUGAAAGAACAACAUUUUGACUCAAUUACUUUGUUUGAGAGAAGAGAUAAGUUGGGUGGUGUUUGGUGUCUUGAUGAAAAAACAAUUGAGACCCCCAAUAAUAUUUUAAAAGCUGGUUAUACUCAUGUUAAGACUGAUCCUCAAUUGAGAAAUCCUUUUCAUGAGUCAACUAAUGAAUUAAUAUCGGAAAUCGUUUUACCAAAAACUUCUCAAGAAAGAUUCGAAGAGACUCCUUCUUAUCAAGGUAUCAAGACUAAUAUCAUUGAAAAAAUGAUGACUUAUAGCGAUGUCAAUUCCUGGAAUACUGGUGAUACAAAUCCUGAAGCUUCUAAAUACGUUAAUGGCUUGGUGGUUCAGCAAUACAUUGAUGACUACAUAAAGAGAAAUGCAUCUGAUUCUACCGUUGAUAUUCAAUUUAAUACUACAGUCGAAGACGUUGAACGUAUCACAAAAAAUUGCAAUGAUGGAAACCAAAUCCCUUAUCAAUUUAAACUUACUAUAAGAAAAAAUAUUAGUGACAAUGAAGAUUUAUGGUUUCAGCAAACUUUUGAUUCGAUAGUUAUUUCAAUCGGUCAUUAUCACGUUCCUUUCAUACCUAAAGUUGAUAAUUUAGAUCAAGUUCAAUCAAAAUUUCCUUCUGUUGUUCAACAUGCGAAGUUUUAUCGGAACCCAACUCCUUAUUCUGGUAAGAAAGUUAUAGUGGUUGGAUCAAGAGCUUCAGGUGCUGAUUUAUCAAAAUUCAUUGCUGAUACAGCCACUGAAGUAUACCAAUCGAUUAGAAAUCUAGCAACCGGAGCCAAAAAAUUAUCUCGUAAACCAAAUGUUCAUUAUAAACCGAUUAUUAGAAACUAUCAAAUCAUAGAUGAUCAAAAUUUCAAGGUAAUUUUUGAUGAUGAUUCAGAAGUCUUGAAUCCUGAUCAUAUCAUCUAUUGUACCGGAUAUCAAUUUAGCUUUCCAUUUUUGAAUCGGUUAUUUGAAAAAGACCAAGUCGAUUUAACUAAAGAAGGUAUAAUAAUACCUAACCUUUAUCAACAUACUUUCCUAAUCCAUGAACCUUUGAUUAACUUUAUCGGAGUACCAAUCGAUGGCGUUUCUUUUAGAGUUUUCGAGUAUCAAGCAGUUUUACUAUCACGAUUUUUGACGUCAAAAAUUUCUUUACCAAGUAGAAAAGAUCAAAAGCAAUGGAUCUUAGAAAGAUUGAAAUCAAAAGGUAUUACAAGAGCUUAUCAUACUAUUGGUGUAGACGAUGCUUUCGUUUAUCUCAAUGGAUUAGUUGAUUUAGGUGAAAUAAAAAAUCCAUCCUUAAUUACUGGUAGACAUUUCCCAUCCUUGACUCAAGACGAUUUGGCAAUUUAUAGAGCUGCUGGUGAAAAACUAAGAGAGUUUUGGGAUGAACGCUAA
Hyphopichia burtonii NRRL Y-1933 is the source of this 1533-nucleotide messenger RNA. RefSeq lists its product as uncharacterized. The coding region runs from base 1 to 1533 and encodes 510 amino acids. NCBI's taxonomy places the organism in Eukaryota, Fungi, Ascomycota, Pichiomycetes, Serinales, Debaryomycetaceae. Gene Ontology annotation, molecular function: N,N-dimethylaniline monooxygenase activity; NADP binding; flavin adenine dinucleotide binding. The transcript has a single exon. The record is from RefSeq and is a predicted model, not a curated record.